This is a messenger RNA of Loxodonta africana (African savanna elephant), 1366 nucleotides long. It is a transcript of the gene ZFP36, whose product is annotated as ZFP36 ring finger protein. The record is from RefSeq and is a predicted model, not a curated record. The transcript is spliced from 2 exons. Gene Ontology annotation, molecular function: mRNA binding; metal ion binding. The coding region runs from base 121 to 1092 and encodes 323 amino acids. Lineage: Eukaryota; Metazoa; Chordata; Mammalia; Proboscidea; Elephantidae.
CGCCCCGAUUAGCCCCACCCUCUGUCUAUAAGAGGGUGGCCCUCCAGCCCCAACGCAGCCUCUGACUCCAUCUCUUCUACUCUCGGCCGAGCCCUCAGCUGACCGGCCCCCAGCUCCGCCAUGGAUCUCACUGCUAUCUACGAGAGCCUCCUGUCGCUGAGUCCUGACCUGGCAGGGACAACCCGCGGAGGCACUGAGUCCAGCCUGGGAUGGCCCUCCUCAGGACCCUGGAGCUCAUCCGAUUGCAGCCCUGCCGGCGUGGUCCCCCGCCUGCCCGGCCGCUCCACCAGCUUGGUGGAGGGCCGCGCCUGCGCCUGGGUGCCACCACCCCCAGGCUUCGCACCCCUGGCUCCACGCCCAGGCCCUGAGUUGUCACCCUCACCCACCUCGCCUACUGCAACCCCGGCCACCUCGUCCCGCUACAAGACUGAGCUGUGUCGGACCUUCUCUGAGAGCGGGCGCUGCCGCUACGGGGCUAAGUGUCAGUUUGCCCAUGGCCUGAGUGAGCUGCGCCAGGCCAAUCGCCACCCCAAGUACAAGACGGAACUCUGCCACAAGUUCUACCUCCAGGGCCGCUGCCCCUACGGCUCGCGCUGCCACUUCAUCCACAACCCCAGCGAGGACUUGGCCACCCCUGGGCACCCCCACGUGUUGCGCCAGAGCGUCAGCUUCUCUGGCCUGCCCUCCGGCCGCCGGGCUUCACCACCACCAGCGGGCCUGCCGGGCCCUUCCCUGUCCUCCUGCUCCUUCUCGCCCUCCAGCUCCCCGCCACCACCGCCUGGGGACCUCCCACUCUCGCCCUCUGCUUUCUCUGCUGCCCCUGGGACCCCUGUGCCCCGAAGGGACCCCACCCCAACCUGUUGCCCCUCCUGUCGAAGAGCAACUCCCAGUCUCUGGGGACCCUUGGGUGGCCUGGCUCGGAGCCCCUCUGCACACUCCUUGGGAUCCGACCCUGACGACUAUGCCAGCAGCGGCAGCAGUCUGGGGGGCUCUGACUCACCUGUCUUCGAGACGGGGGUUUUUGGGCCACCCCAGCCGCCUGCAGCCCCCCGCCGACUCCCCAUCUUCAAUCGCAUUUCCGUUUCUGAGUGACAAGUCCUCCCUAGUACAGAUCAGCUGGAUCACAGAGGGGGUCCAUUUCUCAUGCUGUGGACGCCACAAAGGGCCCUGGGCUGUGGGGAACUGGGGGAGCCCUUGAUCAAGUAGCCCCCUUCACCUUCCCAGAUGCAUUAACCCACUCUUCUGACCCUGCCCUGGGGCAGGUCCCCAGUGUGCCAGCUGGACAGUGUUUGUGGUGUGGGAGAUGGAGUGUUUGCUGGGUUCUUUAAAGACAAGAUGUAGCAUAUUGGAGGGAGGCAGUGGGGUC